This is a messenger RNA of Sycon ciliatum, 3871 nucleotides long. Its product is annotated as SWI/SNF-related matrix-associated actin-dependent regulator of chromatin subfamily A member 5-like. NCBI's taxonomy places the organism in Eukaryota, Metazoa, Porifera, Calcarea, Leucosolenida, Sycettidae. Gene Ontology annotation, biological process: regulation of transcription by RNA polymerase II; nucleosome organization. Bases 130 to 3174 code for a protein of 1014 amino acids. Gene Ontology annotation, molecular function: DNA binding; histone binding; ATP binding. The transcript has 24 exons. The record is from RefSeq and is a predicted model, not a curated record. Gene Ontology annotation, cellular component: nucleus; chromatin.
CUGUUCAACCAAGCUGCACUGCAUGCACACGGCCGAGGUUCGUUGUGUGCGUGUGUGGGGAGGUGAUUCAAAGUGAGUUUCGUGAAUUUCGUUUCUUCUGCUCGGAGUUGUGAAGCAUUCUGUAGUAAAAUGGAUGCUGAGAAUGUGGACAACAUCCCCGAAGAUGUAGAAGAGGAGUCGGAAAGCGAAGAGGAGCUAAUGGACCAAGAGCCCUCUAAGCAACCUUCUAGCAAUGAUGAUGAUCCACAAACACACAACCAGCGCUCUGUUCGCUUCGACCAGCUUUUGGAGCAGACACAGAUGUUUGUGGAGCUGGCAGGAACCGCUAAACGGCCCAGCAGCCCGUUGAAAAUGAAGAAGUCACAAAGUCGCAAACGCACCAUUUCGUCUUCCUCCGACACGGCACCUGGCGGAACGGCUCGCCAUCGCCGCACAGAAGAAGAGGAAGAUGAGGAGCUGCUAUCAACAGCACGUCAAACCACAACAGCGGUCACACGCUUUUCUGCAUCUCCAUCUUACAUCAAGAAUGGUGAGAUGCGUGACUAUCAGAUCCGCGGUCUCAAUUGGCUGAUCAGCCUGUACGAGAACAAGAUCAACGGAAUUCUGGCUGAUGAAAUGGGUUUGGGAAAGACCCUUCAGACCAUCUCCCUCGUUGGUUACAUGAAGCAUUAUCGCAGCAUGUCUGGUCCACAUCUGGUCAUUGUGCCAAAGUCCACGCUGACCAACUGGAGCAUGGAGUUUGAGCGCUGGUGCCCGACCAUUCGCACCUGCACCUUGAUUGGAGACAAAGUCAAGCGGCAAGACUUCAUUGACAACAAGUUGAAGACAGAGGACUUUGAUGUCAUGAUUACCACCUACGAGAUGGUGCUGAAGGUGAAAGGACCAAUCAAGAAAGUCCAGUUCAAGUACCUGAUCAUUGACGAAGCCCAUCGCAUCAAGAACGAGAAAUCAAAGCUGUCGGAGAUUGUGCGCGAGUUCCAGACUGAAGCACGCCUGCUCUUGACCGGUACACCACUGCAAAACAAUCUGCACGAGCUGUGGGCGCUGCUCAACUUUCUCCUACCAGAAGUGUUCAACUCAUCGGAUGAUUUCGAUGCCUGGUUUGACAUGAACAAACUGGACGACGAUAACGGCCUUGUCAAGCGUCUCCACUCUGUAUUGCGGCCGUUUGUGCUGCGUCGCCUCAAGUCAGAUGUGGAGAAGUCGCUGCUGCCCAAGAAAGAGGUCAAGAUCCAAGUUGGCCUGAGCAAGAUGCAGAGAGCUUGGUACACCAAGAUUCUGAUGAAGGACAUUGACGUUGUUAACGGUGCCGGCAAGACGGAUAAGAUGCGCCUGUUGAACAUUCUUAUGCAGCUGCGCAAGUGUUGCAACCACCCGUACCUUUUUGAUGGCGCAGAGCCUGGUCCCCCUUACACAACUGACCAGCACUUGGUGGAUAACUCCGGCAAGCUGUCUCUUCUGGACAAGCUCCUCCCAAAGCUGAAGGAGCAAGGAUCCCGUGUGUUGAUCUUCAGUCAGAUGACACGUGUGAUGGACAUCAUGGAGGAUUACUUCAUGUGGCGUGGCUUCAACUACUGCCGCCUCGAUGGUUCCACUGCGCACGAGGACCGGCAGGUGUCCAUCAAUGAUUUCAACAGGCCGGGCAGUGAGAAGUUUGUCUUUAUGUUGAGUACCCGUGCCGGUGGUCUUGGUAUCAACUUGGCCACGGCCGAUGUGGUCAUUCUGUUUGACAGCGACUGGAACCCACAGGUCGACCUGCAGGCUAUGGACCGUGCUCAUCGUAUUGGUCAGAAGAAGCAGGUGCGCGUGUUCCGCUUUGUCACUGAGCACACCGUGGAGGAGCGCAUUGUGGAGCGUGCUGAUCGCAAGCUCCACUUGGACAAGGUUGUCAUCCAGCAAGGACGCCUGGUUGAUGCAGGUACCAAGGUCGGCAAGGAUGAAGUGUUGCAAAUGAUCAGACACGGUGCCGACAAGGUCUUUUCCAGCAAAGAUAGCACGAUCUCCGACGAGAGCAUCGACCGCCUCCUGGAGCUAAACGAGCAGAAGACUGAGGAGCUGAAGAAGAAGUUGGAGUCGAUGGACGAACAAAAUCUGCGAGGCCUGACACUGGACACGGAUGAUUAUACUGUAUACCAGUUUGAAGGCAAGGAUUUCAGAGAUCUGCAGAAGGGUGCAUUCCCGAAAUGGAUUGAGCCUCCAAAGCGUGAGCGGAAGGCAAACUAUGCGGUGGAUGCGUACUUCCGAGAUGCUUUGCGUGUGAAUGUAGAGCCUCGCAUGCCCAAGGCUCCUCGUCCGCCAAAGCAGCCCAGUGUUCAAGACUACCAGUUCUAUCCGCCUCGCUUGUUUGAACUUUUGGAGAAGGAGAUCAUGAGCUAUCGCCAGUCGAUCGGAUACAAGGUUCCUCUGAAUGUCGACCUUCCUGAUGCUGAGGGCGAACAGAUAAGAGACCAACAGCUCAUCGACUCUGCUGAGCCACUGACAGAGGACGAGGUCAAGGAGAAAGAAGAGCUAUUGAACGAGGGCUUUUCUGACUGGACGAAGCGUGAUCUGCAUCAGUUUGUGAAAGCAUGUGAGCGUUUCGGCCGUGAGGACUUGGACAACGUCAGUAAGGAAGUUGAGGGUAAAUCCCCAGAGCAGGUACGACGCUAUGCCGACGUAUUCUGGGACCGCUACACAGAGCUUCAGGACCACGAGAGGAUCUUGACCACCAUUGAGCGCGGAGAGACCAAGAUCAAGCGCCGUCAGAGCAUUGUUCGCGCUCUGGAGACGAAGAUGGGUCGCUACCGUGCACCCUUCCACCAGCUAGUAAUAAACUACGGUACGAACAAGGGAAAGAACUACACUGAGGAGGAGGACCGAUUCCUGAUCUGCAUGCUGCACAAGCUGGGCUUCGACCGGGAGAAUGUGUACGACGAGCUCCGUGCCGCCAUCCGCGUGUCGCCGAUGUUCCGCUUUGACUGGUUCCUGAAGUCCAGAACAGCAGUGGAACUUCAACGUCGCUGCAACACUCUUAUCUCAUUGAUUGAGAAAGAGAAUGUUGAACUUGAAGAACGCGAACGACAAGAGAAGAGAAAACGCGGCAGCCUUGGCAAAGGCUCUACACCAACAAAGAAGCGCAAGGCCCCUGAGGAAAAGGAGACGCCAAAGUCGGCAUCAAAACGAACGCGGAAGUAGCAGUCGCAUGGAUCCUUGACUUACACCAGAUGAUGUCCUUCUGCUCGUUUGGCUGUGCUAUUGCUACUGCUGCUGGUGUUGCGACUUAUUUAUCCUGACUGCCUCCCAUUGCAGCGGCUAGCGUGAUCUCGUUCGCUGUUUUCUCCUGCUCUUCUAUUACCAGACCUGUACAAACAACUGAAAUGUGUGUGUGUGUGUGUGUGUGUGUGUGUGUGUGUGUGUGUGUGUGUGUGUGUGUGUGUGUGUGUGUUUGCGUGCCUAUGUGUUUGCUUGCAUGUGUGCCUGUGUGUGUGCCUGUGUGUUUGUGUGCCUGUGUGUUUGUCUGUCACCUGUACAUAUCCACCGUAAGUGCUUUAUUUGUGUAAUUUAGAAAGACGAAAACCUUCCAUGAAAGCUGAUACAACUUCGAAAAGACUGCUCAUUCUGAUACUAUUCCACAUUGCUAUUCGUUCCGUCUCCCUCUGGUCUUCUGCAAUUGUCUUCUACUCUUUAUAGUGGCCCGUGCCUCUUGACCCAUCUAUCUCGGUCUUCUCUGGUUGUCCCCCAUACCCUGCUGUGCCUACCUCCUUUCCAUGCUGUUCAGGCUUGCCUUCUUUUUUUUUACUUCUUUUAUUCCUCGCCAUGCAGAUGGCACCAUGCUGAAUUUUGCAACAAAGAGUGUGUAAUUCAAACGCUACAAGAUACAUGUAAUUAUGAA